Asparagus officinalis (garden asparagus) is the source of this 1144-nucleotide messenger RNA. Its product is annotated as bidirectional sugar transporter SWEET1a-like. The record is from RefSeq and is a predicted model, not a curated record. Gene Ontology annotation, cellular component: membrane. Bases 290 to 892 code for a protein of 200 amino acids. Gene Ontology annotation, biological process: carbohydrate transport. Lineage: Eukaryota; Viridiplantae; Streptophyta; Magnoliopsida; Asparagales; Asparagaceae. The transcript has 5 exons. Gene Ontology annotation, molecular function: sugar transmembrane transporter activity.
CUUGUUUCUUUUUCCUUUUUUUUCCUUAAUAGUUUCCUGUUCUUCCUCGUUAUAAUUUCAUUAUUCUUUUUCAAAUUUUAUUUGAUUCAGCAGUUUAUUGAGAUGGAUUUACAUAUAGUGAUUGCGAUAAUAACAUCAAGGGGAGAAAGUAAAUGCCCAACAAAGGGGGUGGUGGCGCAGUUGGCUAGCGCGUAGGUCUCAUAGCUAAAUUUGAGUUAUCCUGAGUGUGACUUUCCGAAGAAUUAUAAAGAGAAAAUCGACUGAGGUAUUCUCAGGGAUUCCCUACAACAUGACCAUGCUCAACUGUCUCUUAUCUGCUUGGUAUGGCCUUCCAUUCAUUUCACCGGAUAACCUACUUGUAUCAACAAUCAAUGGCACGGGUGCCCUUAUAGAGGCAAUAUACGUGCUGAUAUUUCUCAUAUUUGCACCGAAGAAGGUUAGGGAAAAGAUUAUAGGACUCCUUGCCCUGGUGACCUCUAUAUUCACUUUGGUUGCCCUCAUCUCGACGCUUGCUCUUCAUGGUCAGGCGAGGAAGCUCUUCUGCGGCAUCGCAGCUGCAAUCUUCUCCAUAUGCAUGUAUGCCUCUCCGUUGUCUAUCAUGAGACUUGUGAUCAAAACAAAAAGUGUCGAGUACAUGCCAUUUCUUCUCUCGCUAUUUGUGUUCCUAUGUGGAACAUCAUGGUUCAUCUAUGGGCUUCUCGGUCAUGAUCCAUUUGUCACGGUGCCUAAUGGCUGCGGAAGCGUGCUUGGAGCAAUGCAGCUGAUCUUAUAUGCAAUAUACAGGAAAAACAACGGAAAAGCGGCUACUAACUGUCACAGUAAUGGAGACUCUUUGAAGAUGAAUGAUGUGAAACCUGCGCAAAUCUACGAGCUAAAUGGCGAACAAGUAUAGACGGUGAUUCAAGCAUAUCCUCCAGCUUUACAUUUUCUCUACAACUCUCAAAUGUUUCCGCUUUCUCUUCCUCAUUUUGUCAUCUACCCCUUCGAAUCUUGGAUGGGAAUUGGAGAGUGAUAGGAAAAUUAAGUGACUCCAUGGAUCCUGCAUUUUCUGUGGAAUGGAAUAUGAAUAAAGGGAAAGAGAGUUGUUCGGUAAAGGUCCUCCUCUUAGCACAAAUCAACUUUUGAAUGAAUUUCUCAUUCUGUU